GUGAAGGAAAUUACGUGAAGCCGGUGUUGAAUUUAACUGAAGGAAAUUGAAAUAAUAAUAAUAAUAAAAAAUACAAUUUAUAGAAAGAGAGGGUUUUUAUUAAAAGAAAAUAAAUAAACAAGUAAAAAGAAAAAGGAAGGAAAAAAGUGGGAAAAACAGAGACGAAAGUUGUGAAGGAGAAGAGGUUGGAAGGAGGGAAAGAAGCACAAGUGCAAGAUUUGCGAGUAAUGUAAACCUCUCAGACUCCGAUUCCUCAACUCAGUUCAGGAUCUUCCAGAUCAUUUCUGUACGAAGAAUAGUGUGAAAAUGGGACGACUAAAGCUUCAAGCUGGUAUCAAUGCUAUAGAGGAGGAAACUGAGGAGUGUGAUGUUGCAUAUCCUAACAAAACAACUCUAGCAUGCAUGAUCAAUUCAGAAAUUGGUGCUGUUUUGGCAGUCAUGCGAAGAAAUGUAAGAUGGGGAGGACGUUAUAUGUCAGGAGAUGAUCAGCUUGAGCACUCUCUGGUUCAAUCUUUGAAGUCACUAAGGAGGCAAGUCUUUUCAUGGCAGCAUCCUUGGCACACUAUUAACCCUGCCUUGUAUCUUCAGCCGUUUCUGGAUGUGAUUCAGUCAGAUGAGACUGGUGCCCCAAUUACUGGUGUUGCCUUGUCAUCUAUAUACAAGAUCUUAACAUUGGAUGUGAUUGAUCAAAAUACUGUUAAUGUUGAGGAUGCCAUGCAUUUGGUGGUUGAUGCUGUCACUAGUUGCAGAUUUGAGGUGACUGAUCCUGCAUCAGAAGAAGUUGUUCUAAUGAAGAUACUUCAAGUUCUUAUGGCAUGUAUGAAAAGUAAAGCAUCUAUAAUGCUGAGUAAUCAACAUGUUUGCACCAUAGUCAAUACUUGUUUCCGGAUAGUUCAUCAAGCUGGAACCAAAGGUGAGUUGUUGCAGCAGAUAGCACGAUACACAAUGCACGAACUUGUUAGGUGUAUUUUCUCACACCUUCAAGAUAUUGACAACACACAGCAUGCGUUGGUAAAUGGAAACUCUACUUUGAAACAAGAGACUGGGGACUUAAAUAAUGAGUAUGCUUUUGGAAAUAGACAACUGGAGAAUGGGAGCAUGAGUACUGAACAUGUCAAUCAGCCAUUAUCAACAAACUUUUCUCCCAAUGCAAGUGUUGUGACAACAACUGUGGUCGACGAAAACACAGCUAUUGCUAUUAAUGGCAAGGAGGCUGUACCAUAUGAUAUGCAUCUCAUGACUGAACCGUAUGGAGUACCCUGCAUGGUAGAAAUAUUUCAUUUCUUGUGUUCUUUGCUGAAUGUUGUUGAGCAUAUUGGAAUGGGUCCUAGAUCAAACACAAUUGCGUUUGAUGAAGAUGUACCUCUCUUUGCCUUAACUUUAAUUAAUUCAGCAAUAGAACUGGGAGGGCCUUCCAUUUGCAGUCACCCAAGGUUGCUAAGCUUAAUUCAGGAUGAAUUGUUUCGUAAUCUGAUACAAUUUGGUUUGUCAAUGAGCCCCCUUAUACUUUCAAUGGUGUGUAGCAUUGUUCUCAACCUGUAUCAUAAUCUUCGUACAGAACUCAAGUUACAGAUAGAAGCAUUUUUUUCUUGUGUGAUUUUGAGACUAGCCCAAAGCAGAUAUGGGGCUUCAUAUCAGCAGCAGGAGGUGGCCAUGGAAGCCCUUGUUGACUUCUGCAGACAAAAAACAUUUAUGGUAGAUAUGUACGCUAACUUUGACUGUGACAUCACUUGCAGUAAUGUCUUUGAAGACCUUGCGAAUUUGUUGUCAAAAAGUGCAUUUCCUGUGAACUGUCCAUUGUCUGCCAUGCAUAUUCUUGCUUUGGAUGGUCUAAUUGCUGUUAUACAGGGAAUGGCUGAAAGGAUAGGCAAUGGAUCUUUAAGUUCAGAACAUUCUCCUGUCAAUCUUGAAGAGUAUACUCCAUUUUGGAUGGUUAAAUGUGAGAAUUACAGUGAUCCAAAUCACUGGGUUCCUUUUGUCCGCCGAAGAAAGUACAUCAAGAGAAGAUUGAUGAUUGGAGCUGACCACUUCAAUCGUGAUCCUAAAAAAGGGCUAGAGUUUCUCCAAGGAACACAUCUUUUACCAGACAAACUUGAUCCCCAAAGUGUUGCUUGCUUUUUCAGAUACACUGCUGGAUUGGAUAAGAAUCUUGUUGGUGAUUUCCUAGGAAAUCAUGAUGAAUUUUGUGUUCAGGUUCUUCAUGAAUUUGCUGGAACAUUUGAUUUCCAAGACAUGAAUUUAGAUACUGCCUUGCGUCUAUUUUUGGAGACUUUCAGACUUCCUGGAGAAUCGCAGAAGAUACAGAGGGUGCUUGAAGCUUUCUCUGAGAGAUAUUACGAGCAGUCACCACAUAUCCUAGCCAACAAGGAUGCUGCUCUUGUGUUAUCAUACUCAAUUAUAAUGCUUAAUACAGAUCAGCAUAAUGUGCAGGUCAAAAAGAAAAUGACAGAAGAGGAUUUUAUCCGGAAUAAUAGGCACAUAAAUGGUGGCAAUGAUCUACCCCGAGAAUUCCUGUCAGAGCUUUAUCAUUCAAUUUGUAAGAAUGAAAUCCGCACUACUCCUGAGCAAGGUGUUGGAUUUCCUGAAAUGACACCAAGUCGCUGGAUUGAUCUAAUGCACAAGUUGAAAAAAACUGCUCCCUUUAUUGUAUCUGAUUCCAAAGCCUACCUUGAUCAUGAUAUGUUUGCUAUAAUGUCAGGCCCAACAAUUGCCGCCAUCUCUGUGGUAUUUGACCAUGCUGAACAUGAAGAGGUAUACCAAACAUGUAUGGAUGGAUUCUUGGCUGUUGCAAAGAUUUCAGCAUGUCAUCAUCUUGAAGAUGUUCUUGAUGAUUUGGUAGUGUCUCUCUGUAAGUUCACUACUCUUUUGAACCCGUCAUCGGUUGAAGAACCAGUCCUUGCCUUUGGAGAUGACAUGAAAGCAAGAAUGGCAACUGUUACAGUUUUCACUAUUGCAAAUAGGUAUGGUGAUUACAUACGCACUGGUUGGAGAAAUAUUCUUGAUUGCAUCUUAAGAUUGCACAAGCUAGGUCUUCUUCCUGCUCGUGUGGCCAGUGAUGCAGCUGAUGAGUCAGAGCUUUCUGCUGAAACUGGGCAUGGAAAGCCUAUUGGAAAUGCUUUAUCAUCAGCUCAUAUGCCACCUAUUGGUACUCCAAGGAGAUCCUCAGGAUUGAUGGGGAGGUUUAGUCAACUCUUAUCCCUUGACACGGAAGAGCCAAGAUCACAACCUACUGAACAACAACUUGCUGCUCAUCAGCGCACCCUACAAACAAUACAGAAGUGCCACAUUGACAGCAUAUUCACUGAGAGUAAAUUUCUGCAAGCUGAAUCUUUGUUGCAGCUUGCAAGAGCACUCAUUUGGGGUGCACGUCGAUCUCAGAAAGGGAACAGCACACCUGAGGAUGAAGAUACAGCAGUUUUCUGUCUGGAGUUGCUGAUUGCAAUUACUUUGAAUAACAGGGAUAGAAUCGUGCUUCUUUGGCAGGGUGUAUAUGAGCAUAUAUCCAAUAUUGUUCAAUCAACUGUGAUGCCUUGUGCUCUGGUAGAUAAGGCUGUUUUUGGACUCCUGAGGAUUUGCCAGCGGUUGCUUCCCUACAAAGAGAACAUUGCUGAUGAACUUCUGCGAUCUUUGCAACUUGUAUUGAAGCUUGAUGCCCGGGUUGCUGAUGCAUACUGUGCGCAGAUUACACUGGAAGUCAGUCGCCUUUUGAAGGCAAAUGCUUCUCAUAUUAGAUCUCAGCUAGGAUGGCGGACAAUUACAUCGCUACUUUCCAUCACAGCUAAACACCUUGAAGCAUAUGAGGCCGGAUUUGAUGCACUACUAUUCAUAAUGUCUGAUGAAGCCCAUUUGAUGCCGGCUAAUUAUGUUCUUUGUGUAGAUACUGCUAGGCAGUUUGCUGAAUCUCGGGUUGGACAGGCAGAGCGAUCUGUACGGGCACUAGAUCUCAUGGCAGGGUCUGUCAAUUGCUUGGUACAAUGGACUAGUGAAGCUAAGGAAGCAAUAGAGCAGGAGCAAGUGUCUAGGUUGUUCCAGGAUAUUGGAGAGAUGUGGUUGAGGCUUGUGCAGGGAUUAAGGAAAGUAUGUUUGGACCAGAGAGAGGAGGUUAGAAAUCAUGCUUUGUUAUCUUUGCAGAGAUGCUUGACAGGAGCUGAUGGGAUUGAUCUCCCUCAUGGCUUGUGGUUACAGUGUUUUGAUCAGGUGAUCUUCACUGUGCUUGAUGACCUUUUUGAAAUUGCGCAGGGUCACUCUCAAAAGGACUACCGAAACAUGGAAGGCACACUUAUCUUGGCUAUGAAGCUCAUGUCUAAAGUUUUUCUUCAAUUACUCCAAGACUUAUCACAAUUGACGACCUUCUGCAAAUUAUGGUUAGGUGUACUGAGUCGAAUGGAAAAGUAUACAAAGGUGAAAGUUAGGGGAAAAAGAAGUGAGAAGCUUCAAGAGUUAGUGCCUGAGCUGCUUAAGAACAUCUUGCUUGUUAUGAAGACAAAGGUUAUACUGGUGCAGAGGAGUGCCUUAGGUGGUGAUAGUUUGUGGGAACUGACAUGGCUACACGUGAAUAACAUUGCUCCAUCAUUGCAGGCUGAGGUCUUUCCUGACCAGGAUUUUGACCAUUUGCAGCAUAAACAGGUAGAAUCAUCAGUAGGAAAUUUGAUGCCUGAUGAAGUGAAUUACACUCCUUCAAAUGAAACAGAAAACCGUGAAGAUGCUGGCAUUGUUGGUUAAUUAUAACGACUGUUAUGACUGCCUUAAACCAUUUUUGUUGUGUGCGUGAACCCUUGAUCCCAGACCUUGAUAGUUCUUAUUCAAGGCUGUCUGGGGGUUCUCGUAGUUAUAAUACCGUGGGUCACGUUCACGCCCUAAUUUUGUUUGGAGUUAAUAGAUGCAAAAUACUACAGGAGGCUAACCAGGUAGUAUUUUCAGUUUGAAGACGCGGGAAGUUGGUUAACUCUCUUGUUCACCUUUCAGUUUGUAUUUUUCGAUGAAAAUAUGUUGUAGGUAGAGAUAGAUUUCUACGCAUCUACUAGGGUGCUUAGGGCUUUCCCUUCCACCCUUGGGACUGCCACAGGGACAGUUAACCAUAAAUUUCCUGAAAUAGAUGUACAGAACCUCAAAUUAUGUCUUACUGUAAGAUGCAUUUCACUGGGUAUGAUGUAAACAACAGAGUUCUUAUAUUGCCGGCCUAUUCAUCUCUCCAAGUGUGAUAAACCAACCAUAUCCCAUUAAUGCGAUGCUUUUGAGAGAGAUUAAUAUCGAUGGGUUUGAUUUAUUCACAACUUGGUUUUUA
Messenger RNA from Abrus precatorius (Indian licorice), 5284 nucleotides. Its product is annotated as ARF guanine-nucleotide exchange factor GNOM-like. NCBI's taxonomy places the organism in Eukaryota, Viridiplantae, Streptophyta, Magnoliopsida, Fabales, Fabaceae. The record is from RefSeq and is a predicted model, not a curated record. Gene Ontology annotation, biological process: regulation of ARF protein signal transduction. Gene Ontology annotation, molecular function: guanyl-nucleotide exchange factor activity. The transcript has 3 exons. The coding region runs from base 307 to 4722 and encodes 1471 amino acids.